Messenger RNA from Ruditapes philippinarum (Manila clam), 4537 nucleotides. RefSeq names its product zinc finger protein ZFAT-like. The coding region runs from base 119 to 4186 and encodes 1355 amino acids. Gene Ontology annotation, biological process: regulation of transcription by RNA polymerase II. The transcript is spliced from 22 exons. Gene Ontology annotation, molecular function: DNA-binding transcription factor activity; RNA polymerase II cis-regulatory region sequence-specific DNA binding. The record is from RefSeq and is a predicted model, not a curated record. Lineage: Eukaryota; Metazoa; Mollusca; Bivalvia; Venerida; Veneridae.
UUUCGUUUUAUUUUGAUAUUAGACUAGAUUGACUAUGUUAACAUGCCAGUUUAUUAGAUGAACAGGUGUGCUAAAUAAAUUGUUCCUUUCUCAGUUCACGAGGCAAAAUGUGUCAAAGAUGCCCCUGGACACAUUUAUUUGUGGGACCUGCAUGGUUUCAUUAAACGAUAUUGAACAAUUCAUUCUUCACAAAAAUGAAUUAUGUUCAAAAUCUGCAACCAGUCAGGAGGGUAACCAAACAAUGGAGGCUGGAGCAACCACACAAGUCAAUGAAGUAACUAAUCUGGUCCACAUACCCUCUUCCGAGGACAUGACCAUGGCUGUGACUGAUGAACAUGGUAAUGUGGUCAGUACAGCAGUAACUUUGCCAGGAUCUGAAUCCCUUCUUGCCAACACUGGCACCAUCUUCCAGGGAGAAAAUCAGCAAACAGUUAUCAUUUUACAAGGAGAUUUACCUACCUUUAACCUGGAAAAUGCUGAACAAAUAUUCACUGAAGUUAAACAAGAUAAAGCUAAUGUGGAAAUGUUAGCAGGCUUGUACAAGAAGAGAGGCAGAGCAGGGAGACCAAAAAAAGUUAAAUCAGAACCAAAAGUAUCAGUAGUGGAAACCAAAGAGAAAAAUAUACCAGAAAUUGGUGAAGAUGGGAAGUUACUGUGCACACGCUGUAAGAAAUGGUUCUCUAGGGAGAGGGUAUUUAAUGCCCAUAAAUGUGCUGCACUGUCGGAAUAUCUAGAUUUUACUGUAAAAGACGGCCUAACAACAGACCCAGAUGAUAACCAUAUGCCGCAGGAUGAUCUUGACGAUGCUGGCGCGCUGGAUUUAGACUUUAAAGAUUCGGAAUACAAAAUGCCUCCAAUGCUGUUUAAAAAACAUCAUCACGGUAAAUACAAACGCAGAAAAAUCUCCACUGAUCUUGACGCAGAAAGCGUAACUAGUCAACCUGGUGAAGGAAAUGCUGUGAAGUCGGAGGUAUUGUCUGAAGCUGGUGGUCAGAAAGGUGUUAUUGAAGGAUCAUCAGAGUCGGAGAAUGCAGCAUUGAUAGGGGACGCUGUGCCGAUAAUAUCUGCAGAUGGAAACGUUUCAUUUUAUACUGGUUCACAAGAUGGUCAGGAUGAGUCCUCUUUCGGUCAAGUACCAGUCUGUCAGGUCAAAGGAGGUCCUGACAUAGAUGAGAGCCACGUGAAAGACACUGAUCAGAUCGGAACCCUUCCUCUCGACCUCUCUGAAGAAGAGAAGUGUGCCUUCGAGGCAGCACUGAAUGUGGACCUGAGUGGUGUGGAUGGCAUGUUCCGAGUGCAUUGUAUAGAACAAGAACUAAAUUCAAACGUGUCACAGUUAUCUAGAUUUUCAUCUAACACGCUGUCAUUGUACUCGUGCAAUACCUGUGACAAGGUGUUCAAGUCGUUGUCACAUAUGAGAUUCCAUGUGCUUAUUCAUACUGAGUUGAGACCAUUUAAAUGUAUUAAAUGUAACUACACAUCAAAUGCAAGAGGUAAUUUGUAUACACAUAUUCGGAAGCACACUGGCCAGUAUUAUAAAUGUGAUCAGUCAGGGUGUAAGUUUAGGACUGUCAACAAGAGUCAUCUCAUUGAGCAUGCCAUGAUUCACAAUGGUGAGAAACACCAGUGUGAGCUGUGUAGGAAGUUGUAUAACACACAGAAAUCUCUGAUGAGUCACAUAAGAAAAUACCAUGACAACCUUAAAGGAAGGGAAUAUCUGUCAACAUUCAUGCAAGGUCGUGACAUACGUGGAUCAACAGUGAUUCACCAGUGUCACGUCUGUAACCGGAAGUUCAAGAAGAAGACGGAUCGUGACAGACAUUUGUUUGUUCACGAUAUAAAAGAUCUGCCUGUCAUAAAACAUUGUGACCUGUGUGACUACUCGGCAGCUAGAAACAAGUACCUAGAGAAACAUUUCCAAAAACACAGAAAUAUUUAUAGGUGCUGUAAAUGUAAAGAAAUGUUCCUUAGCUCAAUAAAGCUGGUAGAGCAUCUAACAUCAAAUCACGUUGAUACAACUGACACGGAGUCAUGGGAGAAGUUAUUUGAGGAAAGUAUAAUGAAUAGCUUGUACCUGCCCGAACCAGAUCAGAUAAUGUCCGAGGAGGAGAAAAGUCUGGUCAACCUGCCAUCAGAACUCUCUGAAUCCAGUAUAUACCAGCUGAAGUUACAGAACUCUGGGGAAGAUGAACUAGCCAGCAAGUUAAUUGAUGGUGCUGAUGUGUUCAUUAAUAAAGUACCUGCUGUAACAGUGGAGGAAAAUAAUACUGAAGAGAAGACGGGUUUACCUGUAGAGACUGUUAACAACCUUGAUACAUAUGUAGAAGUGGAAAAUGCUGGUUCUGAAGCUAACAAUGAGGUUAUUGAAGAAACAAAUGAUGCCAGUUAUGUUGCUGAAGAAACCGAUGCUGAAAUUAAAACCAAUACUGAUAUUGAUGAAGAAAAUAAAUCAGAAAUUGAGCCGCUUGAAAAUGUUGAUGGUGAACCAGAAGUGACAGGUGACCAGGAAAAGGUCAUUGACUCAGGAGAGGUUGUUGAAAAAUCGGACACUGACAUUCUAAAUGAAGCUGCUGAAAGUGCUACAACGGCUGUCGUUGAAGAGACUAAUCUGACUGAAGAAGAUAUUUUAGGUAUACCAGGCAAUACGUCAAACUGUUCGGCUUUGAUUGAGAAACUUGGCUAUUUGCCAAUGACACUGGAAAUAUUUCAGAAGAUGCGUGACACAUUUGGUUCAGAAGAGUGCGAAUAUUGUGGACGACUAUUUUUCAGUAGGGCUGAUUAUGAACCUCAUGUUAGAACACACACAGGCGACAAGCCACAUGUUUGCCAGGUUUGUGGAUUCCGUGCAAUAACUAAAGAUAAUCUGAAGAGACACGUAGAUAAAGAGCACGAAAAGAUAUCGUAUCCUUGUAGAGAAUGUUCGUUUAUAGCGUCAACUAGAACACAGCUUUGGAAUCAUUCAAUGACACAUAAAGGGCUGAAAGGUUUGGAGUGUCCCAUAUGUCAGAACCAGUAUAACUCAAUUAAAGAGCUAAAAGAUCAUGCUCAGGUUGCCCAUCCUACCUCCAACACUGAAGAGCUGGACAAGAUUCUUUCCUAUAAACAUAAAGCUCAGGGAAAACUAGGAAGGCGGUCUUAUAAAUGUCCACAUUGUAGUAAAGUAUUCCUGCGUGCCAGUUCAGAACUACAGAAACAUAUCUGGAUUCAUGAAGGUGUUAAACCAUUUAAAUGUCCACUAUGUACAUACGCUUGUCGCAGCAAGAAUAAUCUCCAGGCACAUAUGUUGAGGCAUUCAAAGGAAAAACCAUUUACCUGCUGGGAGUGUGGAAAGGCGUAUAAAUCAAAGACAGCAUUACGUUGGCAUGUUAGAUCACAUGAUGGAAAAUUGUUUAAGUGUGAUAAAUGUCCAUAUGAGGCUACACAGAAAAGUCACCUAAAACGUCACAUGGAGACGCAUGAAGUUAUCAAGAAGUUUGUGUGUGGAGAAUGUAAAUUCUCAGCUAAUACACUAGGCUUCCUAAAAGUCCACUACGCAAGGUUUCAUAAGAACAUUAACAUUCAGGAUAUUGCCCAGCUGGGCAGUGCCCCAAUAGAGGUAUCUCAGGAAGUGAACACGUUCAAGUGCAUUAGCUGCGACUACCUCUUCGGUAAUCUCACUGAUUUAAAGCGCCACCUACGAACACGGCAUCACGUCAGUGUGCAAGAAAUACAAAAAGUACACGACAGUCAUGGAAAUGUGUCUGAAGUACAGGUAGUACAAGUUGAAGAUCCUUCUCAGAAUCCAGUUACUAUGGAAGUUAUUUCAGAAGGCACUCAGUCCCAAAUUGUUACUGAUGAAAAUCUAGAUGAAAAGACAGCAUCUGCAGUAAAUAUCCUCCAACAGAUUAUUGGAAUGUCUCAAAAUGGCAGUCUAACUGGUGCCCAGCAAAUUGAUGGUACUUCAGUGCUACAGAUGAAUCCGGAAACCAUCAUAGUUCAGCAGGAUGGGAGCCAGAUGUAUGUGUCAGCAGAGAAUGCCACAGAAAUUGAUGGGAACCAGUAUGUGAUACAAUAUAUACCACAGACAGACGAGGGGACAGGGGAAGAAGACAUGAGGAUGAUCGAGGUACAGGAAGACACAGUAGAAGCUCACGUCCUUGAUGAGGUCACAACAGAUGUUCACUCAGAAAUAGUCACAACCACUUGAUAACAGUUAUAUUUGCUAUAAAAACAUGUUAAUUGUCAGAGCUCAAUUAAUCCAGGGUUGUCUAAGAGCAAAGCAAGUCUCAAAAUAAACUACCGUAUAUUCUGUGAUGAAGACUUCCUCUCUAAUCAAGAUCCCCCGCCCCCUUUCAAUUUUGAAGAAGAAAAUGAAAGAGUUACCAAGAUGAUAGUAUUAUAUUUAAAAUUUAAGGAAAUAAGCAGAAAUUUUAACUUCCAAAAUACAUUAUUCAGAGGAUUAUAACACAAAAAUGAUCAACAUUCUUUUUAUGUUCUAUAAUUAAUACUCACCUUUUGGAAAAUGUAAUGCCACUGGGGUGUUUGUUAGAGAUUAUAU